AUGGUGAUCCUAGGCUUGCUGACUGGACACUGGGGGGCCUGUGGCAUUGGCCUCAUAAUUUUCGUGGUGGGGAACAAUGCGCGCUGCUCACUCCAAGUGUCGGAGCUGACGUGCUACGUGGCGCUGAGUGGCUGCGCUGGGAGCCUCGAUGCCUUGGACUUCCUCCAACGGCUGCUCCAAGGUCACUACAUCACUUUCGCUUUUCCUUUCGCAGAUAAUCUGGCGCUGAACUUGGAGGUCUUCAGCGUGUGGAUGGCGCCAGUGGCAGAGAUCCUGGGAGCGCGAACUGCUUGGGGCUGCUACCUGAACCCUUCAAUGCUCUUCGAGACGCCCAGCUCGCAAGUGAUGUCGAUGAGCAGUCAGUAUGCACAGCCCAUGUUUCAUCCUGGCCAACUGGCGGCAGCGCAUUUCCGCACUAUGCCCUCACGCCCGCCUGAUCCAAUGCGAACACGAAUGCCUGGCGGUGUCUGGGGUGAGAUGGCUUCAAUGAUGCCCGGGUGGCCGGGCGCUAUGGCUAUGGAUGUGGGGCGAAUGCAGCCUUUCGGCAGCAGCAGCACAGAAGAGCAGCGAGUGCAGAUCUAUGGCUUGGAUACGGAGGGCUAUGCAUCCUCCUCACGGGAUCGACCCCAUGGGUUUCACUCCAACAAGCGUCGGAACGACAUCGACGUUCUCUGCACGGGCUGUGGAGAUGCAGUACCUGCAGGAGAAGGGUGGCUGGGCACGGGUGUUUUCCACGGCCAAGUCUACUGCUCGUCCUGUUGGGCCAAGUGGACGGCGCCUUGA
Messenger RNA from Symbiodinium necroappetens, 783 nucleotides. NCBI's taxonomy places the organism in Eukaryota, Dinophyceae, Suessiales, Symbiodiniaceae. The record is from the annotation of a GenBank genome assembly.